UGUUUACAAUGUAAUGAUAAUUUCAAAUCUCAGUGUAUCUAGGAAUUAAGCUAGAAAAAAAAGUAUUAAAAAAAACAUCGAAGUGAGCUUUUAUUCUUGAUACUAUGGUAGGCUUAUUUAUCCCAAUCCCAACACGCUCAGCGUCAUCAUUGCUAAGCGGAAGGGAUUUAACACAACCCGGAAAAACAAAUGAUUAACCGUGACUGAACAAGCAAGAAAAAGCUGGUAUGUUUCUAUUUUGAAAAGAGAGCGCGUUAAUUUAAGAAGCACCAAGACACAAAAGGAAAUGCUACUCGGUGGUACAUUUGUGUCCAUCUGGGUGACAUACCGAAGACAGGAUGAAAUAGCUGUGACUGGAGAGCUUGUAUGAAACUAUGGGUCGGAAGAAGGGAGAGGGGCGGAAUACACCCAUCCCUGACAGUUUCUUGGAUUUUGCUGCUAUGAAUCUGAAGGAAGUGCCUCGGAAGCAGAAUGUAUGCAUGGUGUCUGAUUUCUUUUAUCCAAAUAUGGGAGGAGUUGAAAGCCACAUUUACCAGCUAUCCCAGUGUUUGAUUGAAAGAGGACACAAGGUGAUUAUUGUAACCCAUGCUUAUGGAAACAGAAAGGGUAUUAGGUACCUCACUAAUGGGCUAAAAGUGUACUACCUACCUCUGAAGGUCAUGUACAACCAGUCCACAUCCACAACAGUCUUCCACAGUCUACCUCUGCUUAGGUAUAUCUUUGUGCGGGAGCGGAUCACGAUAGUUCAUUCCCACAGUUCCUUUUCAUCCAUGGCACACGACUCCCUCUUUCAUGCCAAGACGAUGGGACUGCACACAGUUUUCACAGACCAUUUGCUUUUCGGGUUUGCUGAUGUGAGUUCUGUGCUGACCAACAAACUACUGACUGUCUCUCUCUGUGACACCAAUCACAUUAUCUGUGUGUCCUUCACUAGCAAAGAAAACACUGUACUCAGAGGUGCAGUGAACCCGGAGAUAGUCUCUGUGAUUCCCAAUGCUGUCGAUCCUACUGACUUCACUCCAAACCCAUCCAAGAGGGACAAAAAUAAAAUAACCAUUGUGGUUGUUAGUCGACUUGUUUACAGAAAAGGAAUAGAUUUACUUGGUGGCAUAAUUCCUGAGCUUUGUCAGAAAUACCCUGACUUGCAAUUUCUUAUUGGUGGUGAGGGACCCAAAAGACUUGUGCUUGAGGAGGUCAGAGAAAAAUACCAGCUUCAUGACAGGGUACGUCUUUUAGGAGCCUUGGAACACAAAGAUGUUAGAAAUGUUUUAGUUCAGGGUCAUAUUUUCCUCAAUACAUCUCUAACAGAAGCAUUCUGCGUGGCCAUAGUAGAGGGUGCAAGUUGUGGGCUUCAGGUUGUUAGCACACGUGUUGGGGGCAUCCCAGAGGUGCUCCCUGAGGAUCUCAUUAUCCUUUGUGAGCCCACAGUGAAGUCUCUGUGUGAAGGACUGGAGAUGGUUAUAGCCAAACACAGGGCAGGGAGUCUGCCCCCACCUGCUGCCAUUCACAACAGAGUAAGGACCCUCUACACAUGGAGGAAUGUUGCAGAGAGGACAGAAAAGAUUUAUGACAGAGUGGCUAAAGAAGUUGUCUUGCCUAUGGGUGAACGGCUUAACAGACUGAUGUCUCGCUGCGGGCCUGUUGCUGGCUGUAUUUUUUCACUUUUCGCUGUCUUGGACUUCCUGAUCUUGGUGUUUCUGAGAUGGCUCGUACCCGAUUCCAAUAUUGACAUUGCGGUGGAUGCUACAGGAGUUCGAGGAGCUUGGAGACAGAUGUCCACUCCUCCUAACACACGCACAAGCACAGGUUAUAAUUUAAACUGCCAAAUAGCAAGAGACUUAAAUCACACUCAAUAAGUCAAUACUAUUGACUCAAUGGGUACCUAUGAUUGCAUGUUUUAUUUCAUUGAGUGAAAAGCUUUACAUCUGAUGUUGAACACACAUCUGAAUUGUAAUUUAUUAAAAUGACCUCCUCCCUGGUAGUUUUUACAAAAUAGCUCCUAAUUUUUGUUUCUUCUCAGGUGGUAGAAUUUUAUUUGUGCCAAAUUGCUUGUGAGUUUAUUAUGUAUGUUUUUUUUUUUCCCUAAACAAGUAAAACUUAAAGGGUUGAACAUUAUAAAAAUGUCUAUUAUUGGAACUAGGAUUAAUGUAUAAAUAUGUGUGCUAAAACAGGAUUAUAUUGUCUAAACUAGGUACAGUGCUCCCUCGCUAUAAUGUGGGUCUCGUGGGGGACACACAAUAUUAGCAUUAUAACCAAAGAGCCUUAUAAAUGGGGAGGGGAGGUGGGGUGGGGGGCGCCAUGGGACACACAGCACAUCUGACUAAAUACAAAAUAGAAUAACUUCCUCUCUAUAAUGCACAUAUAGUGAAGCAAAAAUGUAACAUUCCGUGAAUU
Polyodon spathula (Mississippi paddlefish) is the source of this 2394-nucleotide messenger RNA. RefSeq names its product phosphatidylinositol N-acetylglucosaminyltransferase subunit A-like. Gene Ontology annotation, molecular function: phosphatidylinositol N-acetylglucosaminyltransferase activity. The transcript is spliced from 6 exons. Gene Ontology annotation, biological process: GPI anchor biosynthetic process. Lineage: Eukaryota; Metazoa; Chordata; Actinopteri; Acipenseriformes; Polyodontidae. The record is from RefSeq and is a predicted model, not a curated record. Gene Ontology annotation, cellular component: glycosylphosphatidylinositol-N-acetylglucosaminyltransferase (GPI-GnT) complex. The coding region runs from base 375 to 1856 and encodes 493 amino acids.